AUGGCAGCAGCCGACGAGGAGCUGCUGCUGCCGCCGCCGCCGCCGCCGCCGCCUCCGCCGCGGCUCCCGGAGCUGUUGGAAACCAGCCAGCGGCUUCUGGACGAGGUGGAAGUGGCGUCCGAGCCCACGGGCUCGCGGGCCGUCCAGGACAAGGUGCGGCGGGGCCUCGCGCUCCUGCAGCAGGCGGCCGACAUGCUGGCGCAGCUCGACCUGUUCCGGCGGCACGAGGCUCUCGAGGACAUCGCCUCCGCCGACCUCAAGUACCUGGCCGUGCCCGCGUUCCAGGGCGCGCUGGCCAUGAGGCAGGUCCAGCCCAGCCGGCGCCGCGAUCACCUGCAGCGGGCGCGGGAGCACUUCGUCACCUACCUCACCCAGUGCCGCUACUACCGGGUGGCGGACUUCGAGCUGCCGCCGCCCCGCCCCGCCGCCGAGAGCCCGCCCGCGCGCCCGGCCCCGGCCGAGCCCAGCCUGCUCACCAUGGCGUCCCGGCGGCAGGCAAAGAUCCAGCGCUACCGGCGGCGGGAGGAGGUGGAGGGCCGGCUGGCGGCACUCAAGGCGGCCGUGGAGGGCGGCCGGGCCGACGACGAGCGCGUGCGCGAGUACUACGUCCUCCACCUCCGACGGUGGGUCGGCAUCAGCCUGGAAGAGAUCGAGGGCAUCGACCGGGAGCUCAGCAUCCUCCGAGAAAACGACCCUUCCCGGGAGGCGGCGGCGGCGGCGACGACGACGAUGACGACGCCGCCGCCUCGGUCGCCGCCGCCGCCCACCAGGCCUCCGAUGAAACCCUUGGUUCUCGCUCGGAAUGUCGCCCAGGCCCGAGUGUUCGGCGCCGGCUACCCCAGCCUGGCGUCCAUGACGGUGAACGAGUGGUACGAGCAGCAUCGCAGGUGCGGGGCGCUGCCGGGGCCGGGCCGGGCCCACGCCGCGCCGCCGCCGCCGCCGCCGCCCGGGCGCCCGGAGGGAGAGCGGGAAGGAAGGGACGACGGCGGCGAGGACGAGGCGCAGACACGCCGCCGAGCGCGGGAGUGGGACGACUGGAAGGACACCCACCCGAAGGGCUACGGCAACCGGCACAACAUGGGCUAG
Molecule: messenger RNA, 1086 nt
Organism: Sorex araneus (European shrew)
Lineage: Eukaryota; Metazoa; Chordata; Mammalia; Eulipotyphla; Soricidae
Product: immunoglobulin-binding protein 1-like
Exons: 1
Coding region: 1-1086 (361 amino acids)
Biological process (GO): regulation of dephosphorylation; regulation of signal transduction
Cellular component (GO): cytosol
Molecular function (GO): protein phosphatase 2A binding
Source: RefSeq, a predicted model, not a curated record